Drosophila montana is the source of this 816-nucleotide messenger RNA. RefSeq lists its product as uncharacterized. The coding region runs from base 298 to 816 and encodes 172 amino acids. The transcript has 3 exons. The record is from RefSeq and is a predicted model, not a curated record. Lineage: Eukaryota; Metazoa; Arthropoda; Insecta; Diptera; Drosophilidae.
GUUUAAAAAGCGCACAAAUAAUUUAUGUAUGUUGCUUAACAAAUGAAUAAAUUAAUAAAAUCAACGUGACGAAAAUUAACUUAUGAUAACAAGGUGGUGUUGCCUAAUAGAAAAAUCGCACGUAACUCGUGGACGUGAUGAUAACAUUACGAGGCAUGGCCCUCGAUUCGUACGGUCUGUCACCUGUUUGGGGUGUGUCCGUGCGUUAAUCAAACACACAGCAAUCCAUUUGUAAACCAGACACAGUCGUGCAGCACACACAUGACCGCGUCACGAGCGGCCACCAGAACGUGACAUAUGGCAAUGUACUUUUAUGCCAGUAAGAUAUCAGCCAUAGCCUGCGGCACGCGUUGCAAGCAAACCGUGCUGCAAAAGUCGCGCGGUCAACGGGAUCGCGAUAGAAACAUAUAUCGGCAGCUCAGUAGAUGCCAUCAGCAAAGCUCAGAUAGCGAGGCAGGUACUGACGAAGCCAGCUGCGAGCCUGAAGCUGAGAAACUACCUCAACGUGCAAAUGUUAAUAUUUUUUCCCUCGAUGCCAGCGAAUUGAAUGCAAAAGAACCACCCUUCAGCCUGGAGCUGGGAUUUGAACAGGAAAACAAGGGCACGGGACCUCGGCGUCGGCACAAUUCGAAUCAGUUGAAUGGACGCGAUUUGGAAUUGGGUAUUCAGCAGUUUGAGCUUAGCACCGCAAAAUCCACAGCGACGGGCGCUGGCAAUGAUAUAUUUCAAUAUGCUGUGCCCAACAAUCCGCUUAGGCACCACCAAUGUGAUAUCAGUUCUGAGGCAUUUUUUGUUUUCUUUUUAAAUUUUGAAUAG